GACCAAACACUAGAAUUUCGUGGGGAGAAAUAAUAAUAUGAUUAUCAUGUAUCCUCUCCUGAUUAGUUUAAUCCCAUCCCAAGAUUCCCCUCCUUUUCCUCCUAAUGUUCAUCAAGUCUUGAUCUUUCAUCAGAUUCGCAGAUUGCGCUGCGGCACCACCGGAUUCCGCCUCCGCUGCCACCUUCCUUGAUUACCUCUGCUCAUGGGAACCCCUUACCCGAACCCCAUCACUCCUGCCCAAACCCAGAUCGGGUGGAUCGGUAUUGGCUUAAUGGGUGCAGCCAUGGCCUCCCGCCUCCUCUCCGCCGGCUACUCCCUCACCAUCUACGCUCGCACUCCGUCCAAAGCCCUCUCCCUCCAAUCCCAGGGUGCCCGCCUCGCCAAAUCCCCGUUUGAAGUUGCUAAAUCCUGCGACGUUGUUUUCACCAUUGUGGGACACCCGCCGGAUGUUCGACAAGUUAUCUUGGAGACAAACGGCGUCCUUUCGGGCCUAAACCCUAACGGCGUCACGGUGGUCACGGUGGAUAUGACUACCAAUCUACCCUCCCUGGCACGAGAGAUAUCUGCUGCCGCGCGAGCCAGAGGUUGCUGGGCUGUGGAUGCCCCAGUUUCUGGGGCCGACGUGGGUGCUAGGGAAGGAAAACUUGGAAUAUUCGCCGGCGGAGAUGCUGGAGUUGUGAAGUGGUUGACGCCGUUGUUUGACAUCAUGGGAAAGGUUACCUACAUGGGGGAAGCCGGGUGCGGUCAGAGUUGCAAAAUAGGAAACAACAUUGUGGGCGGACUGGGGUUGGUUGGGUUGAGUGAAGGGCUGGUGUUUGCGGAGCGGGCGGGGUUGGAUUUAAAGCAGUUUUUGGAGGCGGUGAGAGGAGGGGCGGCGGGGUCAACGCUGAUGGAGUUGUUUGGGGAGAAAAUGAUAGGGAGGGACAUGAGGCCUGGCGGGUUUGCAGAGUAUUUGGUGAAGGAUUUGGGGAUGGGAGUGGAUGUGGUGGAGGAGGAGGAGGAUGAGAGGGUGGUGGUGCUGCCGGGGGCGGCGUUAAGUAAGCAGAUGUAUUCAGCGAUGGUGGCUAAUGGGGAUGGGAAGCUUGGCAUUCAUGGGGUUAUCUCUGUUAUUGACAGGCUCAAUGGCAACAUUAGCAAGUGACUUGUAAUAUUUUUGUUGUUUGUUGAAUAAGCCGUUGGUGAAAGAAUUGCCAUCUGGGAAUGUGAUUCUUUUGUGAUUAGCAUCUAUUAUAAUUUUAUGCCUUUAUAAUCUCAUUCUUCCCACUUAGCCAUAACCCCAACUUCCUGUUAACUCUCUCCCUUUCGGACCUCUAUUUGACACGAUCUAUUUGACACGAUUUGUCACAACUUUAUCAGAAGGUGUGUAGAGCUUUGGUUCGGGUGUUCACACCACCACCUUCCUUGUGUUUGCUGUAGGCAUUGUUGCUUAUUGGAUGUGCAUCCUUUCAUUUGUAGCUGCGGCGACGAUCUUUGUGGGGCUUGUUGGAGGACUACGGAGCCUUGUUCUUCAAUUGUGGGGCUUUGUUUGGUGUGAUCUCAGGAGUCUGCAAAGGGUGUUGGUUUGCAAUGGGUGGUCCUUCAAUCCUGGGCUUUGUUUGGUUUGAUCUCAGGCGUUUGCAGAGGGUGUUGGUUUGCAAUGGGUGGUUGGAGCUCCGGCAGCGGCAAUAUUAUGCUAGGGUUUCUUUGUUUAGGUCUUUCUGUUGGCUCCAGACCUUGUGUUGGCUCUUUUUUGUGUUGCUUUUGGGGGUCCAUAUUUAGGGAUUUGGAUCCUCACUGAGGCAACUGGUUGGGAUCCUCCUGAUCACUGUUUCUCCCAGUCUAGUUUCAUUUCUGAUUUCUCACCCAGCCUUCUAACACCGACAGCCUUCCUUCGAAUCGUCUCUGACUCUCCAGCCGCCCAGCCUUCCUUCACGAAUCACCACCCAGCCACCGCCACGCCAAAGCAUCAAAGACUGAACUCUCCAGCCUUCCUUCACGAAUCGUCUCCGACUCUUGCGAUCUCUCUCUCACGGACAGAACUCUCGAUCUAGCACCGAGUCCGAGUCUCACUCUCACCCCAAAUUAGGGAGAAGUGUUAGCAGGUCUAGCACUGCUGUAGCAACUGAGGAGUUAAUCAUUUCACCUGUUCAAACUUCAAAUUAGUCACACGCUGCGUCAGGUAAUAUUUUUGUUUUGGCUAUAGAAUCUUAGAUACAUGGUCUUGCUUUAAUGUUUGAUAGCAAAUCAAGUUUUGUAAUUCUGUGCACAGAUUGGCAUAUUCUAGGCAGAUACUUAACUGGGCCUUGCCAUUUAAUUGGCAUAUUUGUGCACGGAUUAGUAGAAAAAAGACAUGACGUUACAAAGUCUGUAGGUUUGCCAUCCUCUAUAUUAGAAACGAGCUGGUUUUUAUUUGCUCGGAAUAUAUUUCUAUGUUGAAUGC
This is a messenger RNA of Malus domestica (apple), 2419 nucleotides long. Lineage: Eukaryota; Viridiplantae; Streptophyta; Magnoliopsida; Rosales; Rosaceae. The record is from RefSeq and is a predicted model, not a curated record.